Molecule: messenger RNA, 844 nt
Organism: Drosophila navojoa
Lineage: Eukaryota; Metazoa; Arthropoda; Insecta; Diptera; Drosophilidae
Product: venom allergen-1
Source: RefSeq, a predicted model, not a curated record
GCCGAUGGCGCGCCGCUGUAGUUUUGUGACCCUGCUGCAGUUGCUCUGGCUGGGCGCUCGCUUGAGCUGCGCCCAGAACUACUGCAAUCCCGCGCUCUGCCCGGAAGGUACGCGGCAUGUCGUCUGCGGGAACAGUGGCCAAUUCGCGAGCGGCUGUCGGGGCGAGUUUGUCUCGCUCGAUGCCUACAUUCCGCUCAUCCUGAAGGAGCACAACGAACGACGCAAUCUGGUGGCAGGCGGCGGACUGAGCGGCUUUCCGAGUGCCCUGCAUAUGGGGACGAUGUCGUGGGACUCGACGCUCGCCCAGGUGGCCGCCUACAACACGCUGCAGUGCCGCAUGGCGCACGACGAGUGCCGCAACACAAACACCUACCGCUACUCCGGCCAGAACCUGAGCAUUCUCUACACGCUCAACAUUGACACGGCAAAAUUUCUGCGGGAACGCAUCGCCGCCUGGUUCGAUGAGUAUCAAUAUGCGACCAGUGCCGAUGUGGAGGAUUAUGUGCCCCGUCCCGGACCUGCCAUCGGCCACUUUUUGACCAUGGUGAAUGAGCGCAACAAUCGCGUGGGCUGUGCCGUCGCCCGGUUCACGGACGCCAAUGGGACGGGCAACACGCUCCUCGCCUGCAAUUACGCGGUCACAAAUGUGCUAAACAAUCCGGUAUAUCGGGCUGGACCUCCGGCCUCCGAGUGCAUCAGGGGACGCAAUCCCAACUACACCAAUCUCUGUGCGGAGAGUGAGGAAUAUAGCUAUAAUACGUGGACCGGCUAAUUUUCAUUUCCCUUUAAAUCCAACCCAAUUUCUCCUCAACUAAAAUUAUAUCCCUUUAUUGUCCCAAGUAGG